Molecule: messenger RNA, 1657 nt
Organism: Ailuropoda melanoleuca (giant panda)
Lineage: Eukaryota; Metazoa; Chordata; Mammalia; Carnivora; Ursidae
Product: pyruvate dehydrogenase (acetyl-transferring) kinase isozyme 4, mitochondrial-like
Exons: 3
Coding region: 110-625 (171 amino acids)
Biological process (GO): protein phosphorylation; regulation of glucose metabolic process
Cellular component (GO): mitochondrion
Molecular function (GO): pyruvate dehydrogenase (acetyl-transferring) kinase activity
Source: RefSeq, a predicted model, not a curated record
UUGAAUUACCCUCUGUGCUGCUUUUAUUUUAAACAUAAAAAACAGUUAUUUAUUGUUUCUCAUUCUUCUGCCAUUGAAUUCCUUAUGGUUUUGAUUUCUUUAGAAUGCAAUGAGGGCAACAGUCGAACACCAGGAAAAUUGGCCUUCCCUUACACCAAUUGAAGUGAUUGUUGUCUUGGGAAAAGAAGAUCUUACAAUUAAGAUUUCAGACAGAGGAGGUGGCGUUCCCCUGAGGAUCAUUGAGCGCCUCUUUAGUUACACUUACUCCACUGCACCAACGCCCGUGAUGGAUAAUUCUCGGAAUGCUCCUUUGGCCGGUUUUGGUUACGGCUUGCCAAUUUCUCGUCUCUAUGCCAAGUACUUUCAAGGAGAUCUGAAUCUCUACUCUAUGUCAGGAUAUGGAACAGAUGCCAUCAUCUAUUUAAAGGUAUCCCUUCAAUUCAGUAGAAACAAUCAUGUUUCUAUUUUUUUUAAGAUUUUAUUUAUUUGUUUAUUUGAGAAAGAGAGUUCGAGCAGGGGAAGGGGCAGAAGAAGAGGGAGAGAAAGAAUCUCAGAUGGACUCCCCACUGAGUGUGGGGCCCGACUUGGGGCUCGAUCUCAUCAUGAACCUGAGAUCAUGACCUGAGGUGAAAUCAAGAGUCGGAUGCCCAACCGACUGAGCCACCCAGGCACUCCGAAGCAAUAUUUCUGAAAGCCAUGCUUCUUUUAUGGCCCCAACUUCCAUGGUCCACAGUGAAUUCCCCAAACUGAGUUAAUGCAAAUAAUGACCACAAGUCAUUUAUUUUUUCUGUUUGGUAUGUGUAGACGUACUAUUUAAUAUUUAAUAUGAUAACUUACCAAUUAGAAGUGGGACCAGGCUCCCUGCUUCAAGUGAAGCAAAAUUGUUUCUCAAGAAGCAUAUUAGUUUCCAAGUGAGGAGAUCCCCAUGUGAAUUUUUUAAACCAACACCUUUUGGCAUCUGUGAGAAUAGCUGUACCUUUGUUUUACUUAAACUCGUGGGAAAUAUAUGGUAAUAAUGUUCCAGCCUAGAAAACAACUGAUACCAAGAUAUGCAAGACCUUAAGCUGACCUUAUUAGAAAUCCAGGGAAGGAAAAGCUAACUGCUCACAAGCUGUCAGUGGGAUGUCUGGCAUUUCCUGAUUAAACUUUAAAACUUGGUACAUGUUUUUUUCUAUUUCUGAUAAAGUCUCAAUUUAUUUGGUAAGGUCACUGCUCUGAUUCGUUAAUUGUUUUCCAGCUGUUUGAAUUGAAAAUGUAUUUACAGAUUUUAGUAACUAAAACAUUAAGCUUGUCGACUCCCAUUUUGUGCAAGGGAAUUAUUUGCUGAGAAGCCUUUGACUAUCUGAAAUAGUUAAUGUAUUCAUUUCUUAAAUGAGCAAAUGUCUUCAAAGUACUGGGAAAGAUUAAGAGAUGAUAGAUUGAUAGUAUCAGAUUUUAAUAAAUUAAUAGUAUCAGAUUAGGACUCUUUAUCAGUGAUACAAAGGUUUUUGUAAAGAAUAGCUUUGCUAUUCAGUUCUAUCACAUCAGCAACAUCCGAACAAGGGACAUAUGUAAAUAUUGAAGACGAAUUCUGUUCCCCAAUUUAUAACUGGAUAUAUACUAUUUUAGCCUCUACAGGGUAGAAAUAAAUAUUUGUUUUUUACUUUUCUUUUAUACA